GGUUGACAAUCCAUCUGUCCUCAUUCCAGUUUUAUUGAUCGCCAGGAUUACACAUCUCGGCGGGCCAAUUAGAUAAACUAAAACUCCGCUCGGGAUGAAUCGACUUGUAAACGCCAUUUUAAUAGCGGCCGUUGUUUUAACGAGCCUGGUUGCUACUUCCUCGACCUUGUCGGUAAAAGGUAAAGUCUUGGCCAACGGUAAACAAGGUAGUUAUGAUCCUUUCGACCCGGAUCUGCCUUCUUGGAGAGCCGACAACGGACCUUCGGCGGUUGACUGGAACGAUGAAGUAUACCGACUACCAGGCGAUCUUCUGCCCAGCGUCUACACCUUACGACUUCUGCCUUUCAUAGAAGAAGGCAAUUUCACCACCGAUGGCCACGUUACAAUCUUCGUCGACUGCGUCAACGAUACGAAAAACAUUGUGUUGAACAGCAUCGACAUUGACAUUCAUAAAGCGACAAUCACGGUACUAGAUUUAGAUACCAACAGUCCGUUGGCUAUAGUCGGUCUUGAAGACUUGCAGUCGACUCUCCAGAAAAUCGUUAUUAAAACAGCCGAUAGUUUGAAAUCUGGUAAUCGCUACAAAAUCUCCAUGGGAUUCACAUCCAUCCUUAACGAUAAGCUGAUUGGAUUCUACCGCUCGUCCUACGUCGAAGACGGUGUCACUAAGUUUAUGGCCACAUCUGACAUGGAGCCAGCUGAAGCCCGUGUCGCCUUCCCUUGUUUCGAUGAGCCCGACAUGAAAGCUCGAUUCUCCAUCAUUUUGGGUCGCAAUUCAUCUUGGGCUGCUUCCAGUAACAUGGCUAAAAUAGAAACGAAUCCAAUUGAUGGCAUGCCUGGCUAUGUAUGGGACUACUUCGACACGACACCCGUUAUGUCUACCUACUUGGUGGCCAUGAUGGUCUCUGAAUUUGUCAGCACUCCUUCCGAUCCUUCGUUGAGCAACGUCAAGUUCCGUGUUUUGACGAGGCCAGAACUCCAAGAAAAUGCUGCAUAUGCGGCCAAUGUUGGACCAAGGAUUUUGGAAUUCUUCGAGUCAUUUUUGGGCGUCGAUUAUCCGUUGGCCAAAGAAGAUUUAGCCGCCAUUCCGGAUUUUGGACCUGGCGCCAUGGAAAACUGGGGGCAUAUUGAUUUCAAAGAGAGCUAUCUGAUUGUUGAUGAGAAUACGACAGCUGCUAGCAAACAACGCGUAGCGGAAGUCAUCGCACAUGAAUUAGCUCACAUGUGGUUCGGCGAUCUUGUAACUAUGGAAUGGUGGACAAAUAUCUGGCUGAACGAAGGGUUUGCAAGAUAUCUGCAGUACUUCGGCGCCGAUUCAGUUGAGCCCAGCUACCGCUUGCACGAGCAAUUCGUUGUCAACACAUUGCAGAAAGUGUUUGUUACUGAUUCCCUCAGCACAACUCACCCGAUGAGCGAUCCAGAGUUGAAAAGUCACGUUUUCGACACCAUUGAAUACGACAAAGGCGCUAGCGUGAUCCGGAUGUCCGCUCACUUCCUUGGCAUAGACACUUUCCGCCGUGGCCUCAACCGCUACCUCACUAAAAACUCCUACAGCAAUACAAUGGAAGAAGAUCUCUGGAACACUCUGGAAGAGCAGGCCAGCAUUGACGGCGUUAUCCUACCGGAUUCUCUUGCCACUAUUAUGGCAUCAUGGACCCAAACUGAAAAUUACCCGCUGAUCACGGUCAAACGAACCUACAUCGAAGGAGAUGGAGCUUUGGUCCUGCAGAGUCGUUUCUUAUUGCCAAUCGAAGAUAAUAUCGAGGAUGAAGAGACCGUUUGGUGGGUGCCGUUGACCUAUACUCACGACUUCAGCCUUCGUCCUACCACUGCCUGGAUGUCAACCAAAACCAGACAGCUAGUUACUCUGGCAGCCACAAAAGACCAGUGGGUCAUCUUCAACGUUGACCAGGCAGGUUUCUAUCGUGUGGCCUACGACGAAACCAACUACGGACUGAUUGCCGACCAACUGAUUGCUGAUCACUUGCGCAUCUCCAUCAUGAAUCGCGCCCAGCUGCUCGACGACGCCUUCGUGCUGGCCAAAGUCGAAAAGAUUUCCUACACCAUCGCUUUCGAUCUGACCCUCUUUUUGAAAUACGAGCGGAAAUACGUUCCAUGGCGCGCUGUCCUCGACGAGCUCAACUACAUCGACACCAUGUUCUACAAGGAAUCCCAGUAUGCUGAUUGGAAGAUUUACAUGACCUCGUUGGUGAAACCCUAUUACGACUUUGUCGGAUUCCAAGAGACGGAAUCGGACGCUCAUUUGACCAUCUUGUCCCGAAACGAUGCUUUGAACUGGGCCUGCAAACUGAAGAUUGCCGACUGUGUCACCAACGUACAAAGUCAAUACGCCGCUCUGAUGCAAGAACCAGACAUGAGGUUGUCGCCGAAUCAGAGAAACUUUAUCUUGUGCGCCGGAGUAGAAAACGGCCGUCAACUCGAGUGGAAUUUCGCAUAUGAUCAGUAUCGCUCAACAGACAAUGGCAAUUUCCUUGUCGCCAUGACGUGCACCAGAGAGAGCAGCAUCAUCUACGAUUUGCUGAGCAAGAUGUUGGAUCCCAACUCGAUUCGAUCCGAGGAUGUCGACACGCUUUUUGGCAACUUGGCCGCUAAUCCAAUUGGAAACACCAUGGCUUUGGAUUUCUUAACUCGUCGCUGGAAUGAUAUCGAAAAAGCAUUGGGAACAAGCCAUUUUGUUUACUUCUUCCGAUCGCUGUGUGACCGCCUUAACACACCAGCCCAAUACGAUCAGAUGAUCAAAUUGCGCGACGAUCACAUUGAUAUUCUGAAUUCGACUACGGUCGAGCAAGGCCUUGAUAUUGUCCGAGCUAACGUUGAAUGGAUGACUCUAAACCAAGAGGAAAUCGGCGGAUGGCUCAAAAACCCUUCGACAGCGACGGCAUUGCCUACAACUGAGCCAACCACCGUGACCACAACGGAGAUCGUGAUAGUGACAACUACGGUAGAACCUGGAACUGAAGACACUACUACAUCGACCGCUUCUUCCACGGCCUCCACGACCACUACCCCAGCACCGACCACUACUACCCCGGCACCAACCACAGCACCAACCACUACCGCGGCACCAUCAUCAUCUGGUGCCACUAUUCAACCCUACUUGUGUCUUACACUCGUAUUUGCUGUCUUUGGUCGUUGGAUUCUCCAUAACUAAGAUUAUGGAAUAACUACUAUGAAGAGUAAAUUUUUUUUUCGAAAUCUUGCAACGGAAAAAUUCAACAAAAUUACUUGUGCCAUUUUUCCCCAUUAAACGAUUGAGGGAAAAAUAAAAAGAUUACGAUAGACGAUUGAGUAUACCAAUAAUCCAAUAUACUGCGUUCUAAUCAGA
Daphnia pulex (common water flea) is the source of this 3346-nucleotide messenger RNA. Its product is annotated as aminopeptidase N-like. Bases 95 to 3172 code for a protein of 1025 amino acids. Gene Ontology annotation, cellular component: cytoplasm. Lineage: Eukaryota; Metazoa; Arthropoda; Branchiopoda; Diplostraca; Daphniidae. The record is from RefSeq and is a predicted model, not a curated record. Gene Ontology annotation, molecular function: zinc ion binding; metalloaminopeptidase activity; peptide binding. Gene Ontology annotation, biological process: proteolysis; peptide catabolic process. The transcript is spliced from 14 exons.